Dendrobium catenatum is the source of this 1230-nucleotide messenger RNA. RefSeq names its product very-long-chain aldehyde decarbonylase GL1-10-like. The transcript has 5 exons. Lineage: Eukaryota; Viridiplantae; Streptophyta; Magnoliopsida; Asparagales; Orchidaceae. The record is from RefSeq and is a predicted model, not a curated record. Bases 88 to 993 code for a protein of 301 amino acids. Gene Ontology annotation, molecular function: C-4 methylsterol oxidase activity; iron ion binding. Gene Ontology annotation, biological process: sterol biosynthetic process.
UUCAAUUCACGGGCUCAAAGGCCACGUGAAGAAACAGGAAUAAAACUACCAGCGCAUCUUUCGUCGUCAUCCCUUUUGUCACCGGCGAUGCUGCCCUACCGGAAUCUCGCCGAGGCGGAGGUGGUGCUCGGUCGAAACCUCACCGCCGCUGAAACCUUCUGGUUCCAUUACUCUGCAUCGAUGCCGGAUUACCUCCUUUUCUACCACAACAUCGCAUUCCUCUUCGUCAUCUUCACACUGGUUCCCCUCCCCAUGGCCGUCGCUGAGCUCAUUCGUCCAUCCACCAUCGCGCCCUUCAAGCUCCAGCCUAAGGUCGCCCUCCCGCCCUCUUCCUUUCUCAAAUGCUACAAAGUCGUUCUUCGCGUCUUCUUCUUCGUCGUCGGCCCUCUCCAGCUUAUCUCAUACCCCUCUGUCAAGUUGGUGGGGAUCAGGACAGGGUUGCCGUUGCCGUCAGCGUGGGAGAUGGCGGCGCAGCUGGUGGUUUAUUUUUUGGUGGAGGAUUACGGGAAUUACUGGAUCCACAGGGCGAUGCAUUCCAAGUGGGGAUACGAGAAGAUCCAUCACGUGCACCAUGAGUUCACGGCGCCGAUGGGAUUCGCUGCGCCGUACGCACACUGGGCGGAGGUGCUCGUGCUUGGAAUCCCUUCAUUUAUUGGGCCGGCUUUGGUUCCGGGACACAUGGUCACUUUCUGGCUCUGGAUUGCCCUGCGGCAGAUUGAAGCCAUCGAGACGCAUUGCGGCUAUGACUUUCCCUUUAACCCUACCAAAUUUAUUCCUUUCUAUGGAGGCGCGGAGUACCAUGAUUAUCACCAUUAUGUUGGUGGACAGAGCCAAAGCAACUUUGCAUCAGUAUUUACCUAUUGUGAUUACAUUUAUGGGACUGACAAGGGCUAUAGAUUUCAGAAAGCACACCUUGCAAAGUUGAGAGAGCAGUGGACAGCAGAGGAACAUAACGGAAUAGACAUCUCAAACCACAUCGGAAAAAUUGAGUAGGUCCAGCUUUUAAUGCCUUACCCAAAAUUUAUCAUUUUUGUUUGUUAUGGCGGCCAACGGAAGUUAUGGCUACAGAUGAUAUGCCAGACUGCAGGUAGUAUUAGUCAUGUAAUUCAUAUCGAGUUAGAUCCUCCUCCAUUAUUCUAUUAUUGUAUCAAAGUCACACUACUUGUACUAACGAAUUGUUUUUGACCUAUUUAUCGGGAACUUUAAUGAAUUAGUUGAAACCUUCAUUCA